Molecule: messenger RNA, 1944 nt
Organism: Alternaria arbusti
Lineage: Eukaryota; Fungi; Ascomycota; Dothideomycetes; Pleosporales; Pleosporaceae
Exons: 5
Coding region: 1-1944 (647 amino acids)
Source: RefSeq, a predicted model, not a curated record
AUGGCCUUCCCACGUCUACAGAAGUUGGUUGACGAUGCAGCUGCACAGCUCGACGAAGAGCUACUAGCUGGACUGCCGUUCACGGUCAAACCUCCAUCUCCAAGGCGACUUCUGAAGCUGAUCGUGGAUCACGCUGACGAUCUGAACUUCCACGCCUGGGAAUAUCAACAUUGCGCAGCUGCGGAGAUGUUCUUUGGAGAUUACACUGAGGCGCUUGUUGCCGGCGGUCACCUCAAGCUCGACCAUAGGCCUGCUUCAGCUACUGGAGCUACGCCAUCAAUUGCUCCCACGCCAAUAGCUACUCCUGAUCAAACGAUAGCUGUCACUCAGCGAGAAGCUUCUCGCGAAGCUUUAGUACUUCACUUACGGCGAAGAAAGGCUUCACGCAGCAACAUGUGGGAAGCUCUUCAAGCCCUUGGACCUUUGGGAAAUGCAAAGCUCAAGCUUUGCUAUAGCUUCUUCCGAAGCGCACGUGGUUGUGUUCGAGUGAGGCUUAAUACCGUUGAGCUGAUCGAGCUGAUCCGCCACGUGAACGAAGAACAGCUUUCCCUCUUCUUGGAAACGGAUGAGCGAGCUGCUCCUCUGGUCACGAAGCUCUUCGACAGCAACGACAAGGAUCGGGCCGAGUUCGCGAGCUUACAGCGAACGCAUGCCGCAUUCCUCAAGCGGUAUCAGGAAGCUCAAGCUGAGUUUUCGUUCGAGCUCCACGAGACAGUUCUUCAGCUUGAGAAGAACCGAGCUCUACAUGCCCAGGACAAGCAGCUAAAUCUUGAGCUGGAGUUGGAGAGGGAGGCAAAGCUUAGAUGCAAGGAAGCUGCUGCGAGACAUGUGGAGCUUUCGGCAAGUCGACGUGCUGCGCUUAGUAGCGCGUAUGCGCAAGAGAGAAUGCGCGGCGAGCUCCAGGCCAAGCUUGACCUUUCGAUCGAGGCUGCCGCCAUCUCCAAGGCUGCGCAAGAUGUCGCCGCAGGUCACCGACGACCUUACUUCUGGCAAGGCUUCCUCCGCGGAGCCCAGUGGGACAACAAGCUGCAACCGCUUCGGCGCCUUGUUAGAGUACCAAGCUCGACUGUUUCUGCCACAACUUCUCGGCCUUCCGCGCCACUCUCCGACAAGCUUGAGUUUGUACGUGCCGAAGCUUUCCACGAAGCUGUGGUCCUGCCCUUCUCCCCCCCUUCGGAGGACGUCAAGCUUACACUACGGGAGCGAGCUACUCAGCUUUGGGAGCCUGUGCGCAAGACCGACGGCAAAGCUGCGAACUUGCCAGGUCGCUUCAAGGACAACAACAAGUCGGGAAUGGCAUAUCGGCUAGCUGCACCUGCCGAGCUCAAGGCAGAGCAUCCUUCCAAGGUCUACUUCGACCAAUUUUGGUCUCACGCUCACCUUCACCUUUUCUGCAAUCCUCCCUCAUCAAGACUUCCAACGACAAUAGAAGGUUACACGCGCCCUGGCCCCCCGUUCCCUCCAGCUGAGGUCGAAGACUGGCCGUAUGGAGACGACAUCCCAAAUAACGAAGUCGAAGCCGACAUGAGGGCUAACGAGCAGGCCGAAAGCUUCUGGGCUACAUACUCAGACCCUGGCACGAGGAAGAAAAAGUACAAGGUCCGGUUCCGCGACACCCUCGCCAAGCAUAUCGCGCGGCUGGAAGAGAUAUGGGAAACUGUAGCUUCAUACAACGCCGAUAAGUUCUCGUACACGUCGCGAAAGUCAACAAUGGAUGCCAAACUGCGGGAUCCCGAACUCCUUGUCUUAUGGGAAGUGCUAAUCGCCGCACAAGAGGCAAAAGACGAGAACGACGACACUAUGGAACCGCUCCAUAAGCUGGAGCAGAAGCUUCGUCGGAUUGCACUGACUGGCAUCCACGUGGGCAAUCUCACCAAGAAGCACACCAAGUCUGAGAAGGCAGCUGGAGGACCUGACAUUCGGAAGGCCGUGUACGCUUCAUGA